Molecule: messenger RNA, 990 nt
Organism: Exophiala aquamarina CBS 119918
Lineage: Eukaryota; Fungi; Ascomycota; Eurotiomycetes; Chaetothyriales; Herpotrichiellaceae
Exons: 3
Coding region: 1-990 (329 amino acids)
Molecular function (GO): heme binding; oxygen binding
Source: RefSeq, a predicted model, not a curated record
AUGGCGGCUCUACCAAAGAACAUGGACCAUGUUGACAGAAGGGAGCUGUACACUUCUUUGCCUGUCAGGGUUCAAUAUCUGCAGCAGUUUCUUGAGUUCAGCGCAGACGAUGUUGUGGCUUUGAUAGACGGGCAAAAAUACAUCAAGCAAAUCAUACCAGCAAUUGUGAAUAUGGUCUACAAGAAGCUGUUGAUGCACGAUAUCACGGCACGAGUUUUCACUACGAGAGACAGCAGGGUCGAGGAAGACCCUGAUGAGUGGGUAAAGGAAGAAGGCUCCCAGAUUCGACAUCGAAAGAUGUUUCUAAGAUGGUAUCUCACUAAACUAAACUCGGACCCAAGCAAAAUGGAAUACUGGCAGUAUUUGGACAAAGUUGGUCUCAUGCACGUUGGAAAAGGGCGUAAAAACCCUUUGCAUGUCGAUUAUAUCUUUCUUGGUGCCUGCUUGGGGUACAUUCAAGAUGCUAUGACCGAAGCCAUCCUCUCACACCCUCGCCUGGAGCUGACCCAGAAGAUUGCAAUCGUGAAAGCAAUCGGCAAGGUCAUUUGGAUCCAGAAUGAUCUAUUGGCCAAAUGGCACUUAGAAGAUGGGAAAGAAUUUGAAGACGAUCUCGACGAGGAGGAGAUACAAGCCGAGGCAGCUGAGCCAGAAGGCUACAUCAAGGGUCGGAGGGUGUUGGGGAGCAACGGAAGUGAUGACGAUAGCUUAACAGAUCGUCCUUCAUCGGUUUCAUCAGGGAGAUCCGGUAAAAGCACGACAAGCCUCGGAAGAACGGUUGAGCAAGUCAACCAGGCCAACGAGGUCAGUGGAUGCCCAUUCAGUGGAAUGGUGCAUGCUCCGAAAGUCUUGGAGACGCAAAGAGCUGCGACUUGGAGGCCACGACGUGAAGACUCACUCCCGAUGUCUGCACCAACAGGCAUUCCCAAAUUACAUCUUGUUGAUGGCAGAACCGUUUGCAAGGAGAACCUAGGACCAAAUCCAUUCCAGUAG